Molecule: messenger RNA, 1543 nt
Organism: Rhipicephalus sanguineus (brown dog tick)
Lineage: Eukaryota; Metazoa; Arthropoda; Arachnida; Ixodida; Ixodidae
Gene: Nubp1
Product: cytosolic Fe-S cluster assembly factor nubp1
Exons: 11
Coding region: 108-1049 (313 amino acids)
Biological process (GO): iron-sulfur cluster assembly
Cellular component (GO): cytosol
Molecular function (GO): ATP binding; 4 iron, 4 sulfur cluster binding; ATP-dependent FeS chaperone activity
Source: RefSeq, a predicted model, not a curated record
UCAGCUAUCACCCCUACACGUCAAAUUUGUCGUGAACGCGAAAUGUGUUGCGGCGCAAGCACACAGCCGGUCACAGAUAGCCAAUCCAAUCCAUCAAGAAGGCAAGCAUGGCCGAUGUUCCCGCAGACGCCCCGGCAAGUUGUCCCGGCACGGGAAGCAAUUUGGCCGGCAAAGCAGCGUCGUGCGCGGGAUGCCCCAAUCAACGCUUGUGCGCGUCAGGUGCAACUAGGGGACCGGACCCAGAUAUCGCCGUGAUUGCCCAACGGCUGGCAGCAGUAAAGCACAUAGUUCUUGUGCUUUCUGGCAAAGGAGGCGUUGGAAAAAGCAGCGUCACUUCCCUUCUGGCCAGUGGACUGGCCCUCUCGGACAAGGAACCGAAUGUCGCGGUCCUGGACGUGGACAUCUGCGGUCCGUCGCAGCCGAAGAUAUUGGGCCUCGAAGGCGAACAGGUCCAUCAAAGUGCCUCUGGAUGGUCUCCAGUGUACACCGAAGACAACCUGUCACUCGUAUCCGUCGGCUUCCUCACCGCUCCCGAGGAUGCGGUCAUCUGGAGAGGGCCUCGCAAAAACGGAAUGAUAAAGCAGUUCCUUCGAGAUGUGGACUGGGGUGACGUGGAUUACUUGCUGGUGGACACACCCCCGGGAACGUCUGACGAGCACCUCAGCCUGGCACAAUACCUCAAGGACUGCAACCUCGACGGCGUCGUACUGGUCACAACGCCGCAGGAGGUGUCGCUGCAAGACGUCCGCAAGCAGGCAGGCUUCUGCCGCAAGAUGGGCCUGAGAAUCUUGGGUGUUCUUGAAAACAUGCGUGGCUUCGUAUGCCCCAAAUGCCAGGUACGCAGUGAAAUCUUCCCGCCGACCACCGGAGGUGCGGCUGCCCUGUGCGAAGAACUGGACUUGCCGUUCCUCGGGUCGCUGCCCCUCGACCCGCAACUAGCCAAGGCGUGCGAUGAGGGAAAGCUGUUCCUGCGAGAGCAUCCUGAUUCUCCAGCAGCAGUUGCCUCCAGAGAUAUAGUUCAAAAGCUUUCCACCGUCCUGACAAGCUGAUUCAACCGAGCUUCGGUAAAAACCACACGAUUGUGAUGUUGGGCGCUGUACCGUACGGCGGUUGUGCGCGUACAACGCCAGCGUUCCUUGUUUGGCUGUCUGCAGAGAUAUACACUCAACAGCAAAAGUUUACGGGACGUUAGCUACACAAUGAAUGUGAAUUUAUUCUCUGUUAGCACGUAGUGCUUCUAAUCUAGCUGGUCACUGCAUAGGAUGCAAUGCCAACGACAGGCUGGAACAUUUAUUCGGAGGUUAUGUUCUCAGACAAAGCGAGAAUAUAGCUUUCUCGAACAUUUAGCGUUCCGCAAGCUUUUGCUGCCAGCUGUACGUAUAUGUCAGGAUAAAUGUUCAGAACAUCAUAGGAAGUUGUGGCGAAGGUUUAGGAUGACCGUUCGUGGCUAUCGUAAGUUUUAGCCAAAUCAAUUUUAACAUCUCAUGCGUCAGUGUCUAGCUAUUUGUAGCCAACAUUAGCUAGUGUUUGUAUUUAUGCAAGU